Messenger RNA from Boeremia exigua, 4552 nucleotides. RefSeq names its product cytokinesis protein Cyk3. The record is from RefSeq and is a predicted model, not a curated record. The coding region runs from base 308 to 4237 and encodes 1309 amino acids. The transcript has 5 exons. Lineage: Eukaryota; Fungi; Ascomycota; Dothideomycetes; Pleosporales; Didymellaceae. Gene Ontology annotation, molecular function: protein binding.
CCAAUGUCACAGCUGAAGGUGGCCGCGACGACUAGCCUCGACUAAUAUCGGCCGUGGCUGCUAUCGAUACCUGGGCUAUACAUGGUCACCGCCGGCCUGCCUCUCAUUUUUCGUUCAUCUUCCUGCAGGCCGCCACGCGUUCCGCGACUCCUCGACGCGCUCGCUAGUAAACAGACGCAUGUCGCCGUCGCUCGCCGGGUAAAGCGCGGUCCGAACCGCAUCCGGGGCACGCUGGGGCAGAUCCAGGGCUACAGGGCAGACAGGGCAGACAGGCACACCGGGCAGACCGGCAGACAGGGCAGCAAACAUGGCCGGCCAGGCGCUGCCGACGCGGUUCCCGUGCUGGUGCAAGGCGGUGUACUCGUGGGGCGGAGAGACCAAGCGCGAUCUCGGCUUCAUCGAAGGCGACCUGAUCGAGGUGCUCAACGCCGGCGACGGCUCGUGGUGGAUGGGGCGGCUGAAGCGCGACCGGCGCAUGGUCGGGCUGUUCCCGAGCAACUUCGUCGAGCUGCUCAGCGAGGACUACCAGCCGUGGAACGCGGGCCGCAACGGCAGCGCGGAGACGGUAUCGCGCCAGAACAGCGCGCAGGCGCCCGCGAAGCCCGUGCCGCAGAAGCAGAAGAGCAUGUUCCGGAAGCCCUUCACGGCCUAUGCAGCCGCAGGCGCCCCGAACCCAGCCGCCGCCGCGCGUGAGCGGCUGCGCCAGGGCGCGACGCCCCAGGCCGCGAAGACGACCAAGCCCUUCUCGUCCAUGAAGCGCGACUCGAUGGAGAGCCGCGACAGCGCGUCGCCCGCCCCCGCGCCCGCCUCGCGCGCCCCGUCGCAUCUGCGCGCCGUCUCGCCGCGGCCCGCCACGAAGCGCCCAGCAACCUCGCCCGCGAACGCCAACUACCGCGCCUACGACCGGGGGCCGUCGCCGUCGCCGCACGCGCACUCGCGCUCCAUCUCGCCCGCGCCCCCGUCCCGGCACGGCUCGUACGCGCGAGGGCCCUCUCCUGCGCCGCCUGCGCAGUAUCAGUAUCAGCAGAGGGCUGUGUCGCCGGCUCCGCCCCCACAGCAGCAGUAUCACAGGGCCGUGUCUCCUGCACCGCCGCCGCAGGGGUAUCAUCGUGCAGUCUCGCCCGCACCACCCCCACAGGGAUAUCACCGAGCACGAGAGGCGUCCCCUGCGCCGUCCUUCCAGCAACAGCCUCACUCGCGAGCGGUGUCGCCUGCUCCCUCAUUCGGGCAACACGAUCGGGCUGUAUCUCCAGCACCUUCGUUCCAGUACCGUGCCUACGACCGCGGUCCCUCGCCAUCUCCAUACCAACAACAGCUGGAGAGUCGCAGUCCCUCGCCCGCGCCGCCGCAGUUCCAGAAUCAGUACGAUGAUGAUGAAGACGAAGGCCCCCCUCCACCACCGCCGCCGCAUCGCGUCGCAUACGAUCCGAACCGAGCCGUCUCGCCUGCGCCGCCCCCACAAGACCGCUUCACAACCCCCGAACCAUCCGCACAGGCCCCCCAGAAAUUCACUCCUUCGCCGCUCACGAACGCCAUGAACGAUGUCAUGUCCUCGCUGCAAGACAUGGCCUCGCCGGAAGUAGAGACACCCUCGAAUCCCUGGGCCCCUGACGCUCUCGACCAGGUGCAUCAAGCUUCAGCAAGAAUGGCUGGUCUGCAGACCGGGCACAGGAGUAAUAGUCGCAUGGAUGACGACGACGACGAGCCCGUGCAGGGUCCGCCAGACGUGGACGAGUACGUCAAGCGCAUGGAAAGCCGCCUACGCCGGAUGCACCAGAUGGAAGCCAGCAAGAAGAAGAGGAAGGACGGCUACUCUACAGGCGGGAAAAGCACGCCCCCUCCAGUGCCAGCUAAGAACUCGCCAUACGAGAGGCCAGGGCCAUCGCUCAUCAAGGAUGCUGGGGAUGUCGAGCGCAGGGAGUCGAAGUUGCUGCGCCACCGCAAGUCGGUGCACGAGAUUGGGAAGAGUCUGGGCCGGACGUUUACAAGCAAGACCAAUUCGACCGUUGCGACAGAGAGCACGAACCGCAGCUUGAUGUCUGGGUACUCCGCCACGGCCAUGAGCUCCACUAGCGCUGGCAGCUACUACCGCAAGAAGGCCGCCAACGACAGAUCCCGCAGCGCGGUGGGCAAUCGCUCGCCUGGCAAGGGUUUUGGCUUCGAUGACGGACGACCAGAGACUCCCUUCACUGGCGUGACGUAUCACUCGAGCCAUGCUUCUCACUCUCAAUCUCGGCCCGGUUCGAGCGAUCAGCAACAGCAGUCCACGCAACCCAGCACGCCUGGACCAGAGAACCCCGACCCGCUCGGUGGUCUUACGCAGCCCAAGGCCAGGCGCAGUGGCUUCUUCCGCAAGAUGAUCGACUCCGCCAAGACGCAGGCUGCCAACGCUCGCAGUACCAUGGAGACCAUCAGCAGGCCAGCAUCGCGCGCUGCUAGUCGUGCUGCAAGCCGUGCUGCCAGCAGGACAGGAGCACGCAUAGAUCGUAUGGAUACUGGCACUCCAGCUGGCUUUGCUGGUGGCUCUGCUGCGCAUCAGUCGACGCCGAGCAGAGACGGCGGUCUUGGAACGACCGACUGGGUUCAAGUGCGCCGAGACGUCAACCGCUCCAACUCGUUGAGCAAGAACGAGCGCAUGGAAAGAGUUGAGCGCUGCCAGAUGAUGGACUACCCUGCCCUGAACCCUGUCGACAUCCUCAAUGAGUCGGUUGAAGGCGACGAGGGUCUCGAUGGCCUGCCAAUCGCCGAGCCUAUCGACUUUGCGUCAUGCAACUUGGCCCACGUCGACAAGGGGACCAGGUUUAUUAAUAGCAUCCCUAUGGGGACGACCUCCGCCGCCCUGGCGCAGGGCUACGUCUGCAGACCAUUCAGGAGCGACGUCCAGCGUCUGCGGGCCAUCUUCACCUGGGUCAGCGAACGCAUCGCCUGGGAGGAGGACUUUGAAGGCGAGAUGGACACUCGCCACGUCCUCCAGAGCAAACGCGGAUGCUCGCAGGAGAUUGCGAUGGUGGUUGCCGAGAUGUGUGCGUCUGUCGGUCUCCACGCGGAGGUUGUCCGCGGUUACUUGAAGACUCCUGGAGAGCCUCUGGAUCUGGAGAGCGUGGCUCGACCGAACCACUCCUGGAACGCAGUCAUCGUCGACGGCGAAUGGCGGGUGAUCGAUUGCUCUCUCGCAGGACCCACAAACCCGAAGCGUGUGCACUUCUCGACCGCUGGCCCCCAGGUCGCCGAAAGCUGGUACUUCCUCGCCCGCCCUCUCGAGAUCUGCUACUCGCACGUUCCGCUUCUCCCCGAACAGCAGCACAUCGUCCCGCCCCAGCCUCAUGACAUCCUCAUGGCUCUACCGUGUGCCACGCCUACCUACUUCAAGCAUGGUCUGAGCGUUGUCGACUUCGACACCAGCAUGCUCAAUCUCGACAACCUUGAGAUGGCGCACGUAUACGUGAAUGUUCCUGAGAGCGUCGAGUGCUUUGCUGAGGUAGAAGCUCGAGCAUACUCGCAGGACGCGGAUGGUGACUACUUCGAGAGCGGCGACUUUGUGCGGAAGCCAGCGCUUGCGCAGGCUGAAUGGGUUGGAGGCCAGAAGCGGUACACGGUCAAGGCGUUGCUGCCCGGAGACGAGGGUCAAGGUGUGCUCAAGAUCUACGCCGGGCCCCGCGGACUUAUGCACUCCAACAAGCAAAACCCGCACUCUCUCGCCAUCGGCCUCCCCAUCACGCACACCGGCAGCAAUCCCCCCUACUCAUUCUUGACACUCCACCCCACACCCCACGCGCAGCGCAACGACCUCUACAUCGCGCAGCCGCAGUGCUCCAACCUCGUCCUCAACAACACCUUCGUCUUCUGCGUGCGCCAGCACCCCGCCUCGACGACCCGCACUGAGCCCGAGACCUCGCUCGCGGGCCGCGCUUCGCCCAACCCCUUUGCCCGCCCCGCCUCCGCCAUGAGCAUGCAGUCCAUCUCGGCCUCGGGCAGCAACUACACCAACCCAUCGCAAGCGUCGUCCGGCUCCAACGGCAGCAGCGCCAUGAAGCCCGCCAAACUCGCCAUCCAGACGCCCUCGGGCAAGAUCAUCCGCCUGACGCGCAAGACAGAGCAUGUCAGCGUGCUGACGGAUGCGGACGGCACCGCGUGGGAGACGGUGAUUAAGAUCGGCGAGAAGGGCACGUGGAGGUGUCUUGUCCUCGCGGAUCGCAGCGCGAGGUGGUGCGUGUUUGCCGAGUGGGAGUGUGCCUAGGAGGUGUGCACGAAGGAUCGCUGGGGGUUUGAGUGAGGGGGUUUAUGUUGGGUGUACGACGGAAGGAUGAUGAAUACACGACGAGUGUAUGAGUAGACGUUUUCUCUUCUUUUCUUUCUUGGACUGCGUCCCGAUAAUUUUGUGUUGUAAUGGGUUGGCGUCACAUGAAGCAUUGUAGGACCUGGUUUAGCAUUGCAUAGCGGGUGUUGGUCUGGUUUGGGCAGUGUAGGAUACGAAUGAAGUCAGUGCUGCAGUACUAGUCUUGGAUCGUGACGCUGGCGAUGUUGAAUUUAUUGUCAUCCUGUUUAUUUCGAU